This is a messenger RNA of Acanthisitta chloris (rifleman), 1293 nucleotides long. RefSeq names its product UTP3, small subunit (SSU) processome component, homolog (S. cerevisiae) (gene UTP3). The annotation marks the transcript as partial. Gene Ontology annotation, cellular component: small-subunit processome; nucleolus. The record is from RefSeq and is a predicted model, not a curated record. The transcript has 2 exons. Gene Ontology annotation, biological process: maturation of SSU-rRNA from tricistronic rRNA transcript (SSU-rRNA, 5.8S rRNA, LSU-rRNA). NCBI's taxonomy places the organism in Eukaryota, Metazoa, Chordata, Aves, Passeriformes, Acanthisittidae.
AACGAGGAGGAGGAGGAGGAGGAAGUGCUGGGGUUGCAGCUGUCCGACGAGGACAAUGAGGAUGGAGGAGGUGAGGAGGAUGGAGGAGGUGAGGAGGAGGAAAAUGAGGCUGAAGAUGAAGAUGGGGACCUGUCCAUGGAAAGCGACCUGGAGGAGCGCCAUCCAGACACCAAGCUGCCCCACGAGCUCUCCUGGGGGCAGCGCAAGCAGCUCUACUAUGACACGGACUAUGGGAGCGAUGCCCAGGCCAAGGGCAAGCGUAGCCAGCAGGAAAUCGAUGCUGAGGAGGAGGAAGAGGAGCAGGAGGCCCAAAUCAUCCAGAGACGGUUGGUGCAGGACUUGGGGGAGGAUGAUUAUGGGCUGGAUAUGAUCCAGGGCUACAUGGCUGAGCAGCAGAAAGCCCAUGAUAUCAAGGGGCAGAAGAUUGACAAGGACCUGCAGGCUCUUUCCAAGAAGGAGCAGCUGAAGCUGCUGAAGCAGGAGUCCCCUGAGCUCCUGCAGCUGAUUGAGGACUUUGAAGUGAAGCUGAUGGAGCUCAAGGAUGAGCUGCACCCACUGCUACAAAUGAUCAAAGAUGGCACUAUCCCUGAAGGGAAGGGCAGUCGCUAUUUGCAGACCAAGUAUCAUCUCUACCUGAACUACUGUGCCAACAUCAGCUUCUAUCUGGUCUUGAAAUCCAAGAGGAUGCCAGUUCACAGCCACCCCAUCAUCGAGCGGCUGGUGGCCUACAGAAACAUCAUCAAUGACCUUGCUGUUAUAGACCAGAGGUUGUCCUCACAAGUCCGCGUGCUUCUGAGGAACUACUAUGACAAGAAGGAGGAGAAGUUACGGAAGGAGAAGAAAUUUGGAGCGUUUCUCGCCAUGGAAGGCAAGAAAAACAAACCAAAAGGUGCCUCUGCCCUUGCUAAUGGCCAGGCUGCUGCUGCUGAAACCUCGGAUGAGUCGGAGCCGGAUGAGGAGGCUGCUCUGAAGUACUACAAGAUGAUGGAGGAGAAGCUGGCACUCAAGAGGAAGAGAACUGGAGACACAGACGAGCUUGAAGAAGAGGUGUUGGAAGGAGAGGAUCUCAAUAAAAAGAGGGGGGUGACCUAUCAGAUGAUCAAGAACAAAGGCCUCACGCCCAAGAGGAGGAAGAUCGAUCGCAACCCCAGGGUGAAGCACCGGGAGAAAUUCAGGCGCGCCAAGAUCCGGCGCAAGGGCCAAGUGCGCGAGGUGCGGAGGGAACUGCACAGAUACGCAGGGGAGCUGUCCGGCAUCCGCGCUGGGGUCAAGAAAAGCAGGAAACUCAAGUGA